UCUCCAUCUUCUCCUUGAGGGUUUCUCCUCCCAGUAGAGACAUUUUCAUGCCUUUAGCUUUAAACCUGAGAACAGCUGUUCACUCCUGUUUAAUCUUUUUUCCCCCUCAGGGUUUGCUCCCCCAACAUUGCAGCUUGGUGGUUGUGCAUGAGAGCCUGAAAACAACACUGAUCAAUCCAACUGUGUGGCCCAAGCUGGACACAAAGCAAAUGUAGGAUGAGAAAAUAAGACUUUCAGUUUCAUUAACUUGAGUGUAGUAAGAGGGGGAAAUUAACCCCCCAUUCUCACCUGCCAGUGCCCUGUAAUGCCCUUCCUCUGUUUGAACACUGGAGAGGACUAAGAUGAAAUGUGAAGCACACCUCUGCCUUUCUUUGGCUGCUAUGGAGCCCGCAUUGGUGCCCUGGCGGCCAUCAAUGACACUGCAAAGCAUGACGUGGGGAGUCUGGUUGGGUAGUAGAUACAGCAAGAGGGAGGGGUAGGAGGGCAGCAGGUGCAGACCCGCCAAUGGCAUGGAGUGCUGUUGACUAAAGAGAAGUUCUGGGACUUUGCUCCCUAAUUCCCACCACAGAUUAGUUUGCCUGGGAGGUUGCAGGCAGCUGUUUAUCUCUUUAGAGCCCUGCCAAAAGGCCCUUAGACCUAAGGCAAAGGAAAUGUGAUUACACUUGUUUCUCAAUGUCAGGGUCAAAAUGUGGCUGAUGUUGCUGGGCUGUGGGAGCUCCCAGUUCUGCGCCCAGCGAUGACACAAGGUGUUUCUACACUGCAAUAAAACCCAGGUGGCUGGCCCGUGUCAGCCUGCUCAGGCCCAGGGGGCUAGAAAACGGCUGUGCAGAUGUUUGGGCUCAGGCCCAUGAGGCCCUAAUUCGCAGUUGUUCCAUUUCAGUCCCAAGUGCCAGACUGGAAGGAGACAAAGGUGGCGCUAAACCAUUUUUGUGCUCCCCAGACUCCUGGGCCAGCAGUGGCAUGGGCUGCCUGACUCCCCAUUAGCGCACAGGCCUGAUGUCACUUACCCGGGGCUACAAAGCAAUGACUAACGGGGCCCUGAGAUCCAGGUCAGGAUGAAAUGCAAUGUCCUGCUUUUUAGGCAGCUCCGCAGUGGGUUUGACUUGACGGAAAGCAGACUUGCACCCCUCUUUGCACAGCUUGUGGCUCCUGGAUUAAAAUCUGUGACAUGCCUGGCUCCUUUCAGUACUCACCACCCAUGCGCCUGUGCUGGUUAUAUCAGAUGUAAACCACCCGGGCAGAUACAAGGAUUAUUUCUCUAGGCUGCCCCUUAUGUCCUGCUGCACUUUAACAGGCUGGAUGUGUGAUUGCAAUGUUGUCUUGUCCCACCUGGUGUGCUCAGACCAUCCUUCUGCUCUGUUUGAAACUCUGGGACUUUAAAUUCAGAGAGCUUAUGGGGCUCCACCACAGUCUGUGUGCGCUGCCCCUAGGGUCUGUAUUUGGGUUCUUCCUUGGCUAGUGGGCAUCUUAUAGAUUUGGAGCUGAGAGAGGGGAAGCUCUUCUUAUGUCCUCCCACGGCUGGGGGAAGCUGCAAACUCCCCUUUCCUGGGGGAAAUGUUCCACUCCUUGCAGUAUAUGUACAUCAGGCAGAGCUGGGACCAUGCAGGGCAGGGCUGACCCUGCCUGCUAAUCAAUUUUGGUUCUGAGUUAAUGGGCCACUGCACUUUGAAAUGAUGCAGUGGGAUAGCCACCCAGCAGGUUCUAACAAAGGUUAACGCCAUGCUGCUGUAUAGAAAUGUGACAUGCACUCCCCUCUGCCCCAACCUUCCUUCAUGUGCCUAUGUUUUUAAGUUUUAUAUGACCUUUGUAUACAUACCACUGAGCUUUGAGCCUGCAUCACUGCCUCUUCAUGGGUUGAGUGACAGGAUCAAAGGAGUGGGAAAUGCUUCAAAGCUGAUUUCUGUGAUCGCAAUCAGUGGUACGGUUUAAAAGGCUAAAUGUUUCUCUGGCAGAGCUAGAACUAGUCUCCCUGGUGGGGACUCCGAAUUAACCAUCUGGAAAUCCCAGGCAGUGCAUUUACCUCCAUUCUAAUCUGCCUCAGGUGGUUGUUAUGCGCAAGGCUGAGUAACUUUAACUAUCUCCAAGUGCAAUGAUUGUGGAACUGCUCUGCCUGGUGCCCUAUCGCUGUUACAGAUGAAACUCACCCAUAGAAAUAAGCCGGAGUUGUGUAUUUAACUGGCUUUUAUUGAGGCAUUGCCAGUCAGAAAGGUCUGUCUAUAUGCAGUGUCCUACGGCCAGUUCAUACCAUAGCCUGUGGGAGCCAGUGACAACCAUGGUGUUGACUGCACUAUGCUAAGAGAACUUGACUUUUGUUCUCCUCCUCCCAAAUGUUUCAUUGUUUUGGGGGAGAUAGAAUUUGUGGGAGGAGGAAGGGGUACCAGGAUGACCAAAUGUCUUAUGUACCUUUUAACCAUUCAGCUCUGGUAUAUUGCUCCGUGGCUGAUGGCUUCCUUUGUUCUUCUGUCACUGAUUUUGUCUCCUUCUGGGGCAGUGUGAAUAUAUAGGGUGGGAACCAGCCACCUUGCCUCGGAUCACACUCCUUUCUGCUUAGCGAUGCUGUGUUUGAAGAGAAGCGUGCCUGUAUAUACUUUCUGUAGUAACAGGCCAAGGAGAAGGCAGAUGGUCUAGCUGUGGGGUCUUCCUGCCAGUUUAAUGCUUGUCCUCAGUCUACGCUGACCCGUAGGGGAAAAAAAGAUUCUAGCCUUGGCUUUGAGGAUGCUCCCAAUGAAAGUGCUGCAAUAUGGUCUUCCUGAUGUGCAGUCUCACAGGCUGAGAGACAGUGUGAGUUUUCCCUCAUUCCGUUCACACCUUGAUGGUUUGAAGUGGUCCCACCGAAACAAUAAAACAGCAGGAAAUUCAGAGUCAACUCCGUAGCCUCUUAAGGGAGGAGCUCCCUGUUCCGGGCACCAGGGUUGUGGUGAACAAACAAACCCCAGAGUCUCAACUCUGUAUCUCUCUCUAGAAAGAGUGAAAAGUGUGUAGUUUGAUGCUAGAGGUUUAAAAUGAAAUAUUUAUAUAAUAUAUUUGUCAAACUGAAACUUACUGGUGAAAACCUGUGUUUGUCUUGAUUGGGGCAGGCUGGGGUAAGGAGUGGGAUUUCAGAGCAUUUUGACAGUCACUAAUCCAGGCACUGAUGUGCAUCGAAUGUAAAAACUGACUGCAAACAGUUCUGUUAAAACAAGUCACUUUCUAUGUAGGGACCAAAGCAAUAGAAGCCUUAAUUUAAAAUGCUAUUCAAAGGUGGGUCUCUGCGGAGGGAAUUCCCUGCCUCUGAGCUCAUCUACUCUGAGUGCUGCUUGGUGUAUGCCCCAUCCCAAACACCUCGGACCUCAUCCUAUCCUCAAGACAACUUUACAAUGGAUUUCCCCCCUUUAGAAGGCUGAAGAUGGUGGAGACUUCUGACAUCGUGGCCCUGGACUGUGAGAUGGUGGGCAUGGGACCAUUCGGAACUGAAAAUGGAUUGGCCCGUUGCAGCAUUGUAGAUUACUAUGGCAACAUGGUCUAUGACCAAUUCGUCCAACCAGAAGGUGUUAUAACAGCUUUCAGGACCUCUGUGAGUGGAGUUCGCCCAGUGGAUAUGGAAGGAGCCACACCAUUCAGGGUUGCCCGGGAACAGAUUUUACAGAUCCUGAGACACAAGCUGGUGGUUGGCCACGACUUACGUCAUGACUUUGAAGCACUGAAAGAAAACAUGUGGCGCUACCGAGUCUUUGACACGUGCUAUGACUGGCUGCUGAGAAAGGAAAGCGGGCUGGGAAACUCCAGGCGGGUCUCCCUCAAGGUCCUUUGUGAAAAGCUGCUCAAGAAAAGCAUCCAGACUGGCAGAGAGGGCCACUCCUCUGUGGAAGAUGCCAGGUCGGCCAUGGAGCUCUUCAAGUUUGCCAGGUCAAAAGGGCACGGAUCCAUUUAAGGGACUUCUUGCUUCUCUCUGUCUCAUCGGUUCACCUGUGCAGCUGCGCUGAAAGUUAUGGGACGGGCUCCUAGUAACGUGUCCAGUGAUGAUCUUGUUAUGGGCCGAGCGAAUGUCCCACGUGGGUAGGGUGACCAUAUUUCCCAAGGGAAAAACAGGACACCAUGCGGGGCUGGCCCGAGCGCCUCCCUCCCUUAUGGGGCUGGCCCUAGGUGAUCGCCUGAGCCCCUAUCCCCCCCAUUCAAGGCUGGGGUUGCUGCUCAUUAGAGUUCUGCCUGCCACGCGAGGCUGUCACUUCUCACUUGAGCCCUGCCUGCUCCCCUCCCGAACUGAUCAAGUUGUCAAGAGCAAAUGGGAGAAAUGCCCACUUUAACCAAAAAGUCAGGACAGCUUAAAAAAGAUUGUCCUGGCCAGUACAGAACAUACGGUCACCCUACACAUGGGGUCACUUUAAAAUAAGCUGGGUGGCACUAAUAAAAAGGAUCUGCAUUUCAUUUACUAAAUGAUGUUUAAAAAUUAGAAACCAUUGAACAAUUGGCAGCACUGCAGCCAGGCCUGUAGCAGAGGCCAUGAAAGCCUGGCUUGGGUCAGCUGUUUCAACAGCUGGGAAUAGGGGCAACAGUGGGAGGGCUUCCCUUUUGCAGGGAUAUGACCAUUUUUCUGCAAUAUAAAACUAUAAUAAUGCUCAAGAAUUGGAGGAGUUUUGAUCACCCCCCGGUGACAUGUUGUGGCCUCUCAUCUUGGAUAUAAGUGUAGAAAUACAAGCCCAGUAUGGAUAAUAAACCCAUCACAUUAGUCUUGAGGCAACCAUCUCGUGGGUCCCCAGAGCUUCUGAUAUGGCUACAUGCAUAACUUAGGCUCCAUGUGGAAUAAAAGCUAGAGAUCCUUAGUGGCUGGUAUAGGGACUAGUAUGUAGUGCUAAAGAGUCUUGCGAGUGUUUUGAAAGAAGUAGAAACAUGUCUCAUGAGAACCGGGCAGCUGUGGACUGAGGCUGGGAGUCAGGUGACUGAGUUCUUGUCCCCAGCUCUGCCACCGAAACACUGUUCCACGUUGGCCCAAAUAAUACCUGCGUCAGCGUCUCCAUCUGUAAAAGGGGAGGUAGGGAGUGAUCGUGCUGCUUGCCCAGCUUCGUGAAGUGUUUUCGGGUCUCUGGACACACAGUGCUAUAGAAGUCU
Molecule: messenger RNA, 5085 nt
Organism: Mauremys reevesii (Reeves's turtle)
Lineage: Eukaryota; Metazoa; Chordata; Testudines; Geoemydidae
Product: apoptosis-enhancing nuclease-like
Exons: 4
Coding region: 3386-3910 (174 amino acids)
Biological process (GO): DNA catabolic process; negative regulation of viral genome replication; defense response to virus
Cellular component (GO): nucleus
Molecular function (GO): nucleic acid binding; 3'-5'-RNA exonuclease activity
Source: RefSeq, a predicted model, not a curated record